This is a messenger RNA of Penicillium antarcticum, 432 nucleotides long. RefSeq names its product nucleotide triphosphate diphosphatase NUDT15. Gene Ontology annotation, molecular function: 8-oxo-7,8-dihydrodeoxyguanosine triphosphate pyrophosphatase activity. Gene Ontology annotation, cellular component: cytosol. NCBI's taxonomy places the organism in Eukaryota, Fungi, Ascomycota, Eurotiomycetes, Eurotiales, Aspergillaceae. Bases 1 to 432 code for a protein of 143 amino acids. The transcript has 3 exons. Gene Ontology annotation, biological process: dGTP catabolic process. The record is from RefSeq and is a predicted model, not a curated record.
AUGGAUCCCCAAGUCAAAGUCGGAGUCGGGGUCUUCGUCCUCAACCCCGAUGGCAAAUUCGUCAUUGGCAAGCGACAAGGAAGUGUCGGUGCUGGCACAUGGGCUCUACCAGGCGGCCAUCUCGAAUUCGGUGAAUCCUUCGAGACCUGCGCCGAGCGUGAAGUCCUCGAGGAAACCGGGCAGAAAAUCUCGAAUGUGCGGUUUCUGACAGCCGUGAAUUCACUUCUGGGAGAAGAAAAUAAACAUUAUGUUACUAUUUUCAUGGGAGCCCAUGUUUCAGAGAAUCAGGAACCGGAGAAUAUGGAGCCGGAAAAGUGUGAGGCUUGGGAAUGGAUUUCGUGGGAUGAGAUGAAGGAUGGUUUGGGCGAGGGGCGGAACUUGUUUAUGCCUCUCUCAGAAUUGUUUAAACAGCGUCCGGAGUUCCGGUUGUGA